CAGCCUGGGCUGGGGGCGCGGCUGCUCCCUACUAGCGGCGCUGCUGCCUUUGCAGAGCUGCUGCACCGCGCCGGCUCCUCCAUGGCUGGGGCUCACCAUUGCUGCAAGCUGGAUGCUCUGGCUCUCCAGUGUCUCUGGAAGGCGGCUCCUCCCAGCCAAGCUGCUGCAGUGGCCCAAGCCCGCCAAAGCCAGUGGGCAGGCUGGCCCCUGGGGUCUACAAAGGCUCGUUGGGAUUUGCCCCUCAAUGAACCAAUGUGCAGAGCUGGGGGGGCAAGGUGGAAGGUGGCAAAAAAAAAAAAUACCUGGCCCAGAUACCCACACCCCCUGCCCUCUAGAGCCCAACUGCAGGGCCCCCUCAGCCCAGACACUCGUCCCCCUACCCCUCAGAGCCCAGGGAUCCAGAGUGGGAAAUAGCCUGAUGUUCAGUCCCAGGCUUGUGUGGAGUUUCCUGCAAGCCACCAUCUCUUUCCCCUCAGGGCAUGUGGGAAAUUGCAGCUGCCUGGAACCCUCUAGCUCCCACCCCCUCCCCUCAGCAGUGUCUUCCAUGUGUGAGCUGGGCUAGUGGCCCCAGCACUGCAGCCCAUUUUGGGGGGGAGGCGUGGAAGAAAUUAUGGGCAAAAAAUAUUAAUUUCUGCUAAAAUCUGUAUUGCACAUUGGCACAGAAUUCCCCCAGGAGUAAUACAAUGAAUGGGGAGACAUAGGUGCUUAAGAAUGUGGUCCACAAAACCAGCAUCCUAGGCCGAGAGCUGCCUGAGCCAGCCAAUGGGAGAUGCCAACCAUGGGGCGGGGGGGUGAGCCCCACCCCUCUCUUGUAGAUAGGCACCUAGCUCUGCUAGUGAUCCAUAAACAGGAGCCCACCACCUAGAGUCAGAUGGCUUUAGGAGCCUGUCUUGCUCCACACAAAAUGGGAGGGGGAGGAGAAAGGAGGUGCCCACCUUCUAACUUUUAGCACAGUGGUUAGAGCAAUCAUCUGGGAUAUGGAGACCCCAGGUUCAAUUCUGCCCUCUCUGCCAGAGGGGGAGAAGGGAAUUGAACAGGGGUCUCCCUACAGAGUCAUUCUCAAACUCUUGCUGGGCCAGAAAUAGUAUGUGUGAAAAUGAUUCUAUAGUCCAGCGUAAGGGCACCCAACUAGGAGGUGGGAAACCCUGGGUCCAGUCAUCUUAUUCCAGUCACUCUCUUUCAUUACUCAUCCUAGUGCAAACAGCUUCAACAGGAGAAUAUCCCAUUGCCCAGUAAAUAUUUUCUCCCCCCUCUCUGCGGAAAGGAUGGAAUUGAACCUGGAUUUCCCAUGUCCCAGGCAAGUGCUCUAACCACUGUGGUAAAAGUUGUAAAGUAGGUGGUACCAUCUCCUCCUCUGGCUGGAUUUUGAAUAGGACUUGAACCAGUAUGUAGCCUCAAAGCAUGGUAGCCCAGAGAGCUAGCAUUAGCAUUUAUUUUAUUGAGCAGUAACGCAAGGAGCCUACAGGCCUGUAUUUUGUAAGACAUUGGCUUCAGCAUUUAGCAUAAGGCUUUUGAGGCCCAUUAACUUUAGCACAGAUAAAUAGCCCAAUGGUCACGCCUAAGUUUUAGGAACUGGGACUAGAGUGUUUAAGGGGGAAGUUUGUACAUGACAACAUGAGACUAUGAGCUAACACCAGCUUUUGGAUAUUUUAGGAUAGGAACAUCUGCAGAUGUCUGACCACAAAAGUGCCAUGGCAAUAAAAUGACAUACGAUAAUAAGUUGAGAUCAUUAAUAUACUAACUUAUAGGAGAAGGCCAUCCCAACAUUAGUAGGGUGAGGAAAUACAAAUAAGGAAGAGGGGACAAACCCCUACUGAAUAUACAUUAGGCAUAGUGGCAUCAGUGUAACAUACAAGUUGUAUCCCAGCCUGUGUACAGGAGGAGAGAGAGAUGUAGACCUUGGGAGGUGCCAGGAUGAUGGCCACUGGUGAUGAUGAGGAAGAUAAUGGCUAACAUUUCAGGUUAUUCUGCAAGGGAUGGUGGUUACUGACAUACAGCGUGGAAUUCUUGCCAAAGUGGUAAUGAUUAUACAAAGAGUGGUGUUGAACUCACGUCCUGGUAAAAAUGGUGUGCCAGUGGCAGAAAACUUCCGAAUAGAAGCAGCCCCCCUACCAGAGAAAAUCACAGAUGGACAGGUACAAACUCGAACCCUCUACCUCUCUGUGGACCCUUACAUGCGCUGCCGCAUGAAUGAAGACACAGGUUCUGAUUACCUCUUGCCCUGGCAGUUGUCUGAGGUGGCUGAUGGUGGGGGCAUCGGGGUUGUGGAGGAGAGCAAACAUACUAACUUUGCUAAAGGAGAUAUUGUAACUUCUUUCAACUGGCCCUGGCAGACAAAGGUCAUUCUAGAUGGAAGACUCCUCCAAAAGCUUGAUCCACAACUUGUUGAUGGACACCUCUCCUACUUUCUUGGUGCAGCUGGCAUUACUGGGCUGACGUCCUUUCUAGGAAUAAAAGAGAAGGGACAUGUGUCUUUAGGUGCCAAUCAGACAAUGGUUGUCAGUGGGGCUGCUGGUGCCUGUGGUUCUCUGGCUGGUCAGAUUGGCCGCCUAGAGGGCUGCUCGAGAGUGGUAGGAAUCUGUGGUACAGAUGAGAAGUGCUCCAUUUUGGUCUCAGAAAUGGGGUUUGAUGCGGCUAUCAAUUACAAAAAGGGGAAUGUGGCAGAGCAGCUGCAUGAACUCUGCCCAGCUGGCGUGGAUGUUUACUUUGAUAAUGUUGGUGGAGACAUCAGUGAUGCAGUUAUAAAUCAGAUGAAUCAGAACAGCCAUAUCAUCCUAUGUGGACAGAUUUCCCAGUAUAAUAAAGAUGUACCUUAUCCUCCCCCACUGCCUCCUGCAGUAGAAGAAAUACAGAAAGCAAGGAAUAUCACAAGGGAGAGGUUUCUGGUAUUGAACUAUAUGGACAAACAAGAAGCUAGUAUUCUACAGCUCUGUCAGUGGAUCAAAGAGGGGAAACUGAAGGUCAAAGAGACUGUGGUAAAAGGCCUGGAAAACAUUGGGGGGGCUUUCCAGUCCAUGAUGACCGGAGGCAACACUGGAAAACAGAUAGUGCUAAUUUCUGAAUAAAAAUCUUUGCCUCUUCAUGUGAGCGUGGCCCAAAAGAUAAAAUAAACUUGACUCUUUAUCUUGAAUGCUGAACAA
Messenger RNA from Caretta caretta (loggerhead turtle), 3140 nucleotides. RefSeq names its product prostaglandin reductase 2 (gene PTGR2). Gene Ontology annotation, molecular function: 15-oxoprostaglandin 13-reductase [NAD(P)+] activity. The record is from RefSeq and is a predicted model, not a curated record. Gene Ontology annotation, biological process: prostaglandin metabolic process. Lineage: Eukaryota; Metazoa; Chordata; Testudines; Cheloniidae.